AGUUUCAGUUAAGUUUUGCGUGCAAUCGGUUUAUCGUGCGGAAUUCAAUAUUAAAAAAAUAUACACAAAUAAACACUCAACGAUAAAACAACGUGUUCGUUGCUAUAAACAAUAACGGAUUAUUAUAAUUUAAACAUUUUCUAAUUGUAACUGAUCGAUAAAUAAUCAGAGAUUUUGAACACAAAUACAAUUUGCGUGACUUUGAAAUAAACUUCCUUUUUACAAGCAACAACUCUUGUUAUUUUGCGUUUUUUUGCAAAGUGCACAAAAUUAACUGUUAAUUAUUUUCUAUAAUUAGUUAAAUGAACAAGAUUAUUUUUGAAAUAAACUAAAUGUGUUUUUAAAUUGUGAUUUUAAAAAAGUUUUAUUUAGUUUAUUGCUUAAAUAAAAAUAAACAUGGAAACCGAAACUACAACCAUCACAGCUCAAGAAUUGACAAAGAAGGUCGAUAAAUUGAAGAAAUCUAAAAAGAAAUUAAUGAAUGAAGGCCCCCGACAUGUUUCAGCCUUAGAUUCUCAUCAAUUUCCGGAUAAUGAAGAGCCAAAUAUAUUGGGACAUGGUUCACCAGCUGCUGAUUUGUUAACACAAAAUAAUAGCUGUUGUUCCAAAGCUAAUGACUGUGAUGAUGCUGACAAAUAUAAUAAAUAUAAAUUGUUGCUUAAUUUUGAAGAUGCACCUGAUCACUUAAAAUUUAAUCCCUAUAUUAGAGGUGGUUAUAGAACAUUCCUGUCCACAAAAUUAUGUCUACAGAGUGUAUUUUGGUGGACCAAUGAAACGAUCAAUAUUUGGACUCACUUGUGCGGCUGUCUUAUGUUUAUCGGUUUGACUAUAUUUGAUUUUCAAUUUCUCAAAGUUCAUGCCGAAUUGGAAGAUCAAAUACUGGUGGUGUGCCUGUUGAUUUGUUUCUGCUUGUGUAUGCUUUUAUCAUCGAUUUAUCAUAUAUUCUCUUGUAAAUCGGAGGAACAUUAUGAGUUAUUCUUAUCGGUGGAUUAUUUGGGUAUAUCCUUGUCUUUGGUGGCCAUUUACAUUAGCAGCAUGUAUUACGCCUUUUGGUGUUUUAAUAAUCUUAGAAUAAUUUACUCUGUGAUCGCUUUAGGCAUGUUUGGUUUAGCCAUGAUUGUACAAAUUCCAAAACUAAAUGUUUCCCUGAAUGGCAAAAUAGCUGUGCUAUUUACCUGGGCAGCAUAUGGUGUAAUACCCUUGGGACAUUGGACUGUAAAAAUGGGUGGUUUAGAAAAUGAAUUAGUGGGGUUAAUGGUACCCCGUGUUAUAACCAUGUACGCUUUGUGUGCCAUUGCCUUUGUGAUAUAUGCAGCCAAGAUUCCAGAACGUUGGUUGACCGGCAAAGUUGACUACUUCGGUCAUUCUCACAACUGGUGGCAUCUAUUUAUUUUGGCUGCCUUCUACCAUUGGCACAAUACCGGUAUGGUCUAUGCUGAAUAUCGUUUAAAUAAUGGCUGCAAUGGACCCUUAUUGACGUAAAUCCUCCCAUACUUCACUACCCAAGACAGUAAAACACAUAUCGAACAAAUUGUUCAUUUAUCCAUCACAUCAUUUCCAUCAUUAAUUUAGAAUAUACCAAAAUCUUCUAAAUAUUAUUAUAAUAAUCAUUAAAUAUUAUUUGUUAAAA
Molecule: messenger RNA, 1630 nt
Organism: Lucilia sericata (common green bottle fly)
Lineage: Eukaryota; Metazoa; Arthropoda; Insecta; Diptera; Calliphoridae
Product: progestin and adipoQ receptor family member 3
Exons: 6
Coding region: 397-1482 (361 amino acids)
Cellular component (GO): membrane
Molecular function (GO): signaling receptor activity
Source: RefSeq, a predicted model, not a curated record